CGCCAACAUUGCUUCCUCCCUUUCUCGUGCUCCUCUCUCCUCUUCUCCUCUUCUCAUAAACACGGAAAAGGAGGCAGGCGAUCACAUUCCAUAGCAAUCACUCUCCCCUUUCUAUAAUUUUCUGUUCGAUUUCCCUUUUCCUUCUAUAUCGACUGAAACCCUCAAUUGCUUCGUCUUCCAUCCCAUGGGAACCCCAGAGACUUCUCGCGAACCCUGCCCCGAUCGCAUUCUCGAUGACAUCGGCGGCGCAUUCGGCAUGGGAGCUGUUGGCGGCUCCGCCUUCCAUUUCCUCAAAGGUCUCUACAACUCUCCCAAGGGUUCUCGGCUUGUCGGCGGCUCGCAAGCUGUUCGCCUCAACGCACCUCGUGUUGGCGGCAGUUUCGCUGUGUGGGGUGGCUUGUUUUCCACGUUCGACUGUACCAUGGUUUACUUGCGUCAGAAGGAGGAUCCGUGGAACUCCAUCAUCGCCGGGGCUGCCACUGGCGGCUUCCUCUCCAUGCGCCAAGGGCUUGGAGCUUCGGCUCGAUCUGCGGCUUUUGGUGGCGUCUUGUUGGCUAUGAUUGAAGGAGCAGGGAUCAUGCUCAACAAGUUCCUCAGUGCACAGCAACAGAUGCCUAUAAUAAUCGAUGAACCCAUGCCUGCUGGAUACCCUGUUAAUGGAUUACCUGGCCAAAGCUUGCCUCAAGGGGUAAUGCAGCCCUCAAAUGUGCCUUCUGAUUCGGGUUCGGAUUCGGGCAAAUCUUGGUUUGGCGGGUGGUUUGGUGGAGACAAAAAGGAUGAGCCUCCUACGCGUGGAGGAAGCGAGACCAAAGUUUUGGAGAGUUUUGACGCGCCGCCAGUGCCGAACUUUGAAUACAAGUGAGGUGGUUAUUCAGGCAGUGUUUUGUGGCUAGUGAGUAUUUAGGAGUAAUUGCAUAUGUUGCAGGUGUUUCGUUUUGAACUUUGCCCAGGAAUUUGAUUGUAGUCACUUAAAUCUACGGCUUUGUAAUAUAGUGGUAAUUUUGGAACUCUUUGUGUGUUAGGCUCCACAUUUUUGUCCAAAAUUGAUUAUUUCCCAAUUGAAAUUUCGGCAUGCUUCCAGUUAUAUAUCA
Messenger RNA from Neltuma alba, 1091 nucleotides. Its product is annotated as mitochondrial import inner membrane translocase subunit TIM17-2-like. The record is from RefSeq and is a predicted model, not a curated record. The coding region runs from base 185 to 862 and encodes 225 amino acids. The transcript has a single exon. Gene Ontology annotation, biological process: protein import into mitochondrial matrix. Gene Ontology annotation, molecular function: transmembrane protein transporter activity. Lineage: Eukaryota; Viridiplantae; Streptophyta; Magnoliopsida; Fabales; Fabaceae. Gene Ontology annotation, cellular component: TIM23 mitochondrial import inner membrane translocase complex.